CGACCCCGCGCUCCGGCGCUGGCCUCCCACCUGCCGCUUGUCCGCCAGCACCUCCUCGGCGAGCUCCUCCACCUCGACCAGGGCUUCGUAGCUCCCAUCCGCAGGCUGGUGUUCCCCAAGGCCGCACGCCGGGCAGCCCUCCGGAGCAGCGUGAGCCGCCGGCCCCUGCACUCCAUGCCCCUUUAUCCCCCGGACUACCUCAUCGACCCCCAGAUUCUGCUGUGCGACUACUUGGAGAAGGAGGUCAAGUUCCUGGGUCACCUCACCUGGGUGACUUCCUCACUGAACCCCUCCAGUCGGGACGAGCUUCUGCAGCUUCUGGACACAGCCAGGGAUGCUGCUGAGGAGUCCUGUGCGCUCAUCUGCCAGGUCUUCCAGAUCAUCUAUGGGGACCAGAGCAUUGAGUGUGUGGACCGGGCUGGCUAUCACUACACAGCCACGCCCGAACGGCCAUGGCUCUGCAGCCGCAGUGAGAGCUGCCGCACGGACGGGACUUAUGCCUAUGAUGCCGACUUCAGCUGCUGCAGCUCCCUCAAUGGCUCCCAGGACACCUUUGAAGCGUGUUACAGUGGCACGUCCACACCCUCUUUCCAUGGCUCCCACUGCAGCAGCAGUGACCACAGUGGCCUGGGCCUCGAGCAGUUGCAGGAUUACAUGAUCACGUUGCGGAGUAAGCUGGGGCCCCCUGAGAUCCAGCAGUUUGCACUGCUGCUGCGGGAGUACCGGCUGGGGCUGUCCAUCCAGGACUAUUGUGCCGGCCUGCUGAAGCUCUACGGGGACAGGCGCAAGUUCCUCCUCCUAGGCAUGCGGCCUUUCAUCCCGGACCAGGACGUCGGCUACUUCGAGGGCUUCCUGGAGGCGGUGGGCAUCCGCGAGGGCGGCAUCCUCACCGACAGCUUUGGCCGCAUCAAGCGCAGCAUGAGCUCCACGUCGGCGUCCGCGGUGCGCAGCUACGACGGCGCGGCGCGGCGGCCCGAGGCGCAGGCCUUCCACCGGCUGCUGGCCGACAUCACGCACGACAUCGAG
Carlito syrichta (Philippine tarsier) is the source of this 1026-nucleotide messenger RNA. It is a transcript of the gene CCM2L, whose product is annotated as CCM2 like scaffolding protein. Gene Ontology annotation, biological process: heart morphogenesis. The transcript has 8 exons. The record is from RefSeq and is a predicted model, not a curated record. The annotation marks the transcript as partial. NCBI's taxonomy places the organism in Eukaryota, Metazoa, Chordata, Mammalia, Primates, Tarsiidae.